UUGAAAUUAUCGACUAGGUUUCUUAUGAUAUUGUAAACUUAAAUACAUCCAUUAGCGAUAAAGCUUUGGAGUUGUCACUUACACAUUUUUAUCUAAAUGGCUUUUUAUGAAACUUUUCAGAAGCUUUCAAUGGCUUAUAUAUGGAAGUUCUCUCAGUAUAUACAUAGACAAUAUGCAUGCACUGAGUUCAAUACAAAUAUCAAAAGGUGCACAUUUAGGAAAAGUUUCUUGAUCUGUUAAACAGCUAUUAGAGUAUUUCAAUAAUUUAAAAUGUUUUCUUUUGCUUCUUUAAUUUUUUAAAAUCUCUUCUUGUCACUUAACCAUAAAUAAAGAAAGGGAGUUAAAUCAAAAUGUCCAAAAUGUCACUUGCAAGAAAUGAUUAUUUUGAAAUUAAAGGUAACAGAGCUGCCUCACAUUCAUGACCCCGAGAUGCGGGGUUACAGGUUGCUAGAAAAAGAGGCAGAGGAUGUUGUCCGCUGUGUAAAAUAUGAAAGAGAGGAAGAUGUGGUGCGUAUAUUACUGAAGAAUGAUCGUGAUUCGAGAGAAAUCUGUACAAUAAUUGUACAAGAUGGCAGUACAGCUCUACAUGCCAUGGCACAACAAUCAAGGCCACAAAUUCUGCAGUUAUUGCUUGACCUUGGAGUUAACAUUAAUGCCAGAAAUAAUGAAGGCAAGACUGCAUUGCAAACAGCCCUACUCUACAACAAUUUACUUGCUGCUCGCAUGCUCAUAGACAGUGGAGCAGAUAUCAACGAGACCCUUUCUAAACGUACGGGAAUGUCUUUAUUACAUAAACUUGUAAUGAGAGACAAUCUUCAGGGGACACAACUCUUAGUGGAAAGAGGUGCAUUAGUGAAUACCCGUGAUUCAGCAGGAAGAACGCCCCUGCAUUUGACUUUGUUAAGAAAUAGCUCCAAGAUGACACAGUAUUUGAUUGAGAAAGGCGGAGAAGUAAAUGCAAUAGAUGGAAAUGGAGACAGCUUAUUACAUGUAUCUUUACAAUACAAAAAUACAGACAUAACUAAGCUGCUUAUUCAGAAGGGAGCAGACGUGACAUUGAAAAAUAAACAAGGCCUUACCCCCUUACACCUGGCAGUUGACGGUCCAUUUGUAGACAUUACACGAGUAAUUCUCAAAAAGAGUACAACUAACGUGAACACAAAAGAAAAACUAAUGGGAAGAACACCACUGCAUUUAGCGUGUGCACUGAACUGCACACAAAUUGCACGAAUGCUUACAGAUCAUGGUGCAGAUGUGAACUUGUCUACAACUUUUCGUAAAUCCCCGCUACAUAUAACAGCAAAACAUGGGGCAACAGAAACUGCCCAAUUGCUCAUCAAACAGCAUGCCAAUGUUAACAUGCUUACUACUGGCAAUAAAACACCUCUACAUGAGGCAAUUGAGUAUAGAAGUUACAAUAUUGGAACUCUUUUAGUUCAAGCUGGGACAAAUAUUAACUUUCGAGAUCUUCAUGGAUUAACUCCUCUACACUAUGCUGUAAAUGCUCAAGCGCUUAGUUUUGUGACAUAUUUACUGCAUCAUGGUGCAAUGAUAAAUGCACGAGACAAUAAACAAAAGACAGCGUUACACCAUGCUGCACAACUCGACAGCCAUGAUAUAUGUAUGUUUCUGCUUAAAGCUGGAAUUGAUCGUGACUCUCCCGAUGAAGACAACAAGCUGGCAGAUUUCUACGCAACUACUCCUCAACUUAAAACUAUUCUCAAAGAAGGACACGAACCAAAGAAAACUGACAAGAAAAAAACUCUGUCAAGACAUUAGAAAAGAUAAUGGUCAUUGUAUUUGGGGAAAAAAACAUCAGAAAACUUCUAUCAUGAAAAUGAUAACUGCAAUUAUAUAUCAUUUCCAAAUUUUAUAUUUCAACAUUAAAAACUAGAACAAGGACAUUAAAAUAUUGAACUUGAAAGUUUAAAUUGAUAGAUGAAGAUAACCUUUGUUUUCUGUGAUAAAACUAUUUCUUUUAUUGUUUUAUUUUCUUAUAUAGCACUCUUGGUUUUUAUUAUUAUUACAUUGUUACACAGUUA
Mercenaria mercenaria is the source of this 2042-nucleotide messenger RNA. Its product is annotated as putative ankyrin repeat protein RF_0381. Lineage: Eukaryota; Metazoa; Mollusca; Bivalvia; Venerida; Veneridae. Bases 376 to 1779 code for a protein of 467 amino acids. Gene Ontology annotation, molecular function: protein binding. The record is from RefSeq and is a predicted model, not a curated record. Gene Ontology annotation, cellular component: cytoplasm. The transcript has 3 exons.